Molecule: messenger RNA, 2003 nt
Organism: Microplitis mediator
Lineage: Eukaryota; Metazoa; Arthropoda; Insecta; Hymenoptera; Braconidae
Product: proline-, glutamic acid- and leucine-rich protein 1-like
Exons: 7
Coding region: 164-1957 (597 amino acids)
Biological process (GO): rRNA processing
Cellular component (GO): nucleus
Source: RefSeq, a predicted model, not a curated record
CCCCUCCUGCCGUUGCACUCCAUGCUAUUUCACCGCGGGAAGGAGAAAAAAAAAAUAUCGCACGAUCUGGCUGCACGUGCACUAUAAUCGAUAUUUAAUUUUGUGUUUAAACACAAAAACACGUGGGUCUGUUUACACGAUUUUAAAUAAAAGUGAAUAAAAAAUGGCUAAAGUAUUGGAUUUAAUUAAUUCCGUUGACUCUGUAAAUCAGUUUAAAGAUUUUACUGUUGGUUUAUUGACAUCCAGCUCCGAUUUACCAUUGGGCGAAGACAUAAACGAGAUUGAUAGCUUGAUAAUAACUAAAAUAAAUAGUUAUCUGAGUAAACCUGACACGAGAGCAAGUGGACUAGUGGUAAUUUCAAAAUUUAUUCCGCGAUGUUCAAAAGAGGACCUGCAGAAAUACGGGAUGCUUUGGAUCUCCAAGGCGGUCCAGGUGCUAGAGAGCAAGUGCGAAUCCAAGGAAUUUUCUUUGGCAUCCAGAGUCUUGGGCGAGUUAUUGAUCGAAGCCAAGCAGGUGCCCGAGCUGCAGAAAGAGGUUUCGAUGCAGAAUGUGAAGCCGCUGGUGACGCUCAUCACCAGCUUUGAUUUGGAAACCAAGGGGACGGCGGUUCUCUACCCGCUGGCUGUUUUGCUUUAUUAUUACAAAGAGUCUACAGAAAAAUUUCAGAAAGCGAUAAGAGAGUUCAUUCUUCCGACUGUUGACUCCAAGAAGAAGGAAACAGCCAAAGCAGGAGCGAAUAUUUACAGUCUGCUCACUCGUGCUACUGAACGUUCCUUCAAAUCCAUCGAAGCGAAACCUGCGUACAAUAAUUGGACUUACAAUUUAUUGCUGAUCUGCAAUAGUCUUCAUGAAAUAAUGACCACAUUGUUUCCUGAUUCGGACACCAGCGGUCCCGAUGAAAUGAAACUCGAACUACCGAGUCUGUCUCAAGAAGAUAUCGUGGAUUAUUAUUUUGAUCUAGAAAAACGAUUUGAGAAUCUCUGUGAUUAUUUAUCGACAAUGCUACGCGGAUGUGGAGAAAUUAAUAGCGUGAUUCCCAAUGAUAUACUAACACUAGUAUGUCGCGGUUUGGACAUUUUACCCACAACUUUACAUCAAGAAGAUUCUCUAGUAGACAGUCUCCUCUAUAUGAUCCUCCCAAAGCUGCACAUUAUUUUAUUUCAAGUCCUCAACGCUUUUAUUGAAGGAUUUAAAGACAACUUGGUACCAUUUGCUAGCACGGUACUUAAACUAUACAAGCACACAUUGAACUGGGCAAAUGGUUUAGACCUCGAGAACGAGGAAACGAUUCGCGGAAUAAAACCGUUUACGAAUGUCAAAAUCUCAGUUUACAAAAGUCUGACAAUUUGGCUGAACAACCUGAGCACUUUGUCAGGAAUAGAAAUUAUCUCUGAUGAAUUGAUACCUUUGAUAUUAAAAGAUAUCACUCCUGAGAUGUCUGAAAUUUCACUAACUAUCCAAAAAACCACAGCUACCUCAAAGAAAGGAUUCAAACGCACGAGAGAUAAUCAAAUAAAAAAUGAUCUGGAACAAGACAGACCUAGACUAAUUAAUAAAUGUAUGUCAAUUGACCUGGACAUAUGCAAAGAGGCUCUAAUAUCAUUGCAAUGUAUUUUUAAAUCCUCGGGAACUUUGAUGAAAAUUCCGAUUUAUCAAAUGAUUGAAGAGCUAGUAAUAGCAAUGCUAUCCAACGUGUAUAUGGACGAUUACAGCUUCUACAAAUUGCGUCCCUUCUGCCAUGUGGAGUUGUUAAGGUUAUUGAAGAUCAUGCAAAUGAACCCUCAUCCAUUGCGUCCGUCAUCGUUGCAUCACUGCAUUGAAUUAUUCAGCACACCGUCCCACGAAUAUAAUCGCCAUGUCGCUGCAGAAGCAAAAGAAGCUCUAAUGCAACUGGAAAAAAUUGCACAUCCAAGUGCUCUGACUCUUAGUCUUCCUGUUGUAAAUGCUGCUGAAUAAAUCAAUACCUCAAAAAAAACAUAUUCUACUUAUUAUGUAUUAUAUA